AUCUUGAGCGCAAUUUGGAGAAGUACUGUAGCUAGCUAGCUUUGACUGUGCAGAAUUUUAGGUGAAAACUCUCACAUGUUCUGUCCAGAUACUGCAACCCGUUACCGGGAAAGUGAACAAAUAAAUAUGUGUCUGGAUGAUUAAUAUUUUGAAGGUCCUUAUAUAAGUAGAUAUUCACAAUUUAGUCCUAUUUAUUCUGGUAAAGCAGUCUUUGGAGAAGAACAAGGUGUUGUUUUCGCCAUGGAUAUGGAACGACAGAAACGAAGAGAGGAAAUCCAGAAAGCUAUGGGCUUUAUUCAGUCCUCCUUGCCUUUCCCAGAGCCUGAGAAUUAUGCGGCUUUUUUGACCCAGUUGGUGUGUAACUUGCUGGACGAGGGAAACACAGUGUUUCGUGAUGGGGAAUGGAGGCAGGCAGCGCAGCAUUACAGUGAGGGAGUCAACGUGGCCCGCUAUGCUCAGGCAGAGGCACUGGUCAUUCCCCCUGAGCUUCUGGAGAGCCUCUAUGUCAACAGGGCAGCGGCACACUUUCAGUUUGGGGAGUUUGAGCGGGGCGUACAGGACUGCGAUAGCGCGCUGUGCGUGUGUGAGGGCAGUCGCAGGGCGCUCUACAGGAAAGCUCUAUGUCUGAGAGAGCUGGGCCGACUCAGGGAGGCCUAUGAGUGUGGCACCGGAUGCCUGCUCACUGCCCCACACGACAGGCAGGUGGGUGAACUGGCCCAGGACCUGGCUAAUAAACUGGGCCUGAAGGUCCGUAAGGCCUACAUCAGCUCUCAGGUGGAGUCCUCAACGUCAGGGAGGGAGAGCAAUAGAGAGAAUUCUUCACCCACAGGAGAGACGUCCGCCAACGGGCUAGAAUCUUUGACUGACAUUGCAUCAGCUGAUCUGUCCAGUGCCCAGUGUAUCCCUGCCCCUCUGGCCACGCCCAUCCCUGUCAGCGACGAGCCCUCUAGCCCAGUGGCCACGCCCUGUGCUGACCUAUCAGAGAGCCCCAGUACGGUCCUACCGCCCAUGCCCUACUCCGUUCCUGUGUCGGAGCACAUGGAGGAGUGCAGCGUGAUCGCUGACGAUCUGGACAGCCUGCUGGGGGACUGCAUCUCCAAGAAAGUCAGCGAGUCACAGAGCCCAGUCCAGGGUGCUAUCCCCACCAACCUCCCCAACACAGCUGUGGGCCUGCACCCUCCAUACUCCUCCAGCCUCCCCGCCCCCUCGCCCCAGCUACCCCCUGCCUUCUUCAGCUCCUCUGUCAGCCAGAUGCCCUCCUUGGAGCCUUACCCCUCACUGGGCCAGAGGGAGCAGACCUCCACACAGGCGCUGGACGCCCUGGGGGCCUUCUCCCCGGGGACAGGGGACAUGGAGGGCAAAGGAGGGGUUGGAAUUGGAGGCCUGGACUCACUCUCUGAGUACAUUUUGCCUGGGGGAAGAAUCUCUCACAGCUUCAUCCCUGGGAUCUGCAACCACAGCUCUACUCACACGAACGUCCCAGCAGGCACCAACCUCUCCCUGCUCUCCCGGAACCCACUGGCUGCCACCCACGAGUUCAGACAGGCCUGUCAUGCCUGUUACAGCCGCAUAGGUCCACGGGUGAUUGACUACCAGUACCAGCCAGAGGCGGCUCACCGCUGUAAGAGGGACGUGCUACUGUGUCGCUUCAAAAACACAGACGACCCCACAUGGAAGAGAGUCAGGCCUCGCCCCGCUAGAAACAACUUCCUGGGGGCCUUUGUGCUCUGCAAAGAAGUCCAGGAGCGCCAGGAGUGCCAGUACGGGGAGAACUGCACGUUUGCCUACUGCCAGGAGGAAAUAGACGUGUGGACCCAGGAGAGGAAGGGGGCUCUGAGCAGGGAGCUGCUGUUUGACCCGCUGGGAAGCACCGAGAGACGGGCACUCAGCGUCACACGGCUGCUGCAGCUACACAUGGGCAUGUUCAUGUUCCUCUGUGAGGAAUGUUUUGACAGUAAGCCUCGCAUUAUCAGCAAACGCAGCAAAGAGAACUUGGCUGUCUGCUCAAACCUCACCGCCCGACAUCCCUUCGACGAUAACAAGUGCCUAGUGCAUGUGGUGCGUUCGGCCAACGUGCGCUACAGUAAGGUGCGCCCGCUGCACCCCCUCUGCCAGUUUGACGUGUGUCGCCACGAGGUGCGUUACGGCUGCCAGCGCGAGGACAGCUGCUCCUUUGCCCACUCCGUCAUAGAACUCAAGUGCUGGGUACUGCAGCAGGACACAGGUAUCACCCACGAGGAGAUGGUACAGGAGUCCAAGAGGCACUGGUACAGGCUAGAGCAAAAUGCUCAGAGACAGAAGCCUAUGCAUGUCCCACACCAGAGCUGUGGUGGUGGGGUGGGGGGAAUAGGAGGGGGAGAUAAUCUCGGGGGUGGAGGGGUUGGCUCCGGAGGAGGAGGGAGAGGCAGAGGGCUGAACCUGAAGAUGAAGUUUGUCUGUGGCCAGUGUUGGAGGGACGGACAGGUCAACGAACCAGACAAGGCCCUCAAGUACUGCACUGCUAAAGCAAGGCACAGCUGGACUAAGGAGCGUCGGGUAUUGCUUGUGAAAUCCUUUGAGAAGAAGAAGUGGGUCGUUGUGCGGCCGCUUCCCUUCUCCCGUACAUACCCACAGCAGUAUGACAUGUGUGUCCAUGUGAUGAAGCAGAAGAAGUGCCACUACAUCGGAAAUUGUUCCUUCGCCCACAGUCUGGAGGAGAGGGACGUCUGGACGUACAUGAAGGACAACAGCUUGAGGGACAUGCAGCAGAUGUAUGACAUGUGGCUCACGAUGACCAAUCAGAACAGACGCACUGACAGAAGCCCCAUGACCCCGCCUCCGGAGGAGAAACAGGUUUCGAUGACGACCGAUUACACAGAGUCAUUGUCUGGGCAGCGGUUGUCGGAAGGAGGAGAUAUGUGAGUGUUGUUGUGCUGAGGAGGAGCUGGCCCUGGAGACGUGGAAAGGAGACCCCGCUCCCACUACACCAGAGACCAGCUACAGUACCUACCGCCUGUGACAUCAGUCUGAAUGCAAACACACAUACACACAACACACCUUACAGUACAACAAAUUGCUGUUGCAACAGGCACCAACUCGUGUGACGCACACACACAAAGUCGUAUAUAAGAACAUUCACGCCCAUAAUCUGAAUGGUUUGGCAGUUAAUUUCAAUCUGAACCUCAGUGUAUCUCUAACACGCUGCAGAUGUCAAUGUACUUUAUAUGUGUCCAUUAUAUUACCAUUGAAGGCAAAUUUUGAAUUGUCAGCAAAGAGAAAAGGCCCCAAAGUCGCCCCUUCUAACGAAUACGGAGUGGCUGUGUGGCCGAUACUUCUUCCUGGUGACUAAACAACUGAACAAAUUAGCCUGCAUAAUAUAUAUUUAAUAUUUUUAUUUUUUUGAGGUUUGUUCAAAUCGCCAUAGUUUUUAUUUUAUUUCAGCUGUUCAUAAAUAUGAGGCAGAGACGUA
Messenger RNA from Salvelinus namaycush (lake trout), 3448 nucleotides. It is a transcript of the gene zc3h7bb, whose product is annotated as zinc finger CCCH-type containing 7Bb. Gene Ontology annotation, biological process: miRNA processing. The coding region runs from base 241 to 2901 and encodes 886 amino acids. The record is from RefSeq and is a predicted model, not a curated record. The transcript is spliced from 22 exons. Lineage: Eukaryota; Metazoa; Chordata; Actinopteri; Salmoniformes; Salmonidae. Gene Ontology annotation, molecular function: protein binding; metal ion binding; miRNA binding.